Molecule: messenger RNA, 2172 nt
Organism: Nematostella vectensis (starlet sea anemone)
Lineage: Eukaryota; Metazoa; Cnidaria; Anthozoa; Actiniaria; Edwardsiidae
Product: capsule biosynthesis protein CapA
Exons: 7
Coding region: 680-1840 (386 amino acids)
Source: RefSeq, a predicted model, not a curated record
UUAUUCUCGUCUACGGUAUUCUAACGAAUUUUGUCAAGCGUUAUCACGGAUCACGAAAGUAAACAUAUCCCCUAUCACGGAUCAAUAUAGAGUACUUGAUCACGAAUCAUAAAUUUGUUUUUAGGCUUUUCAAGAAUCACGAAAAUAGUUUACAUCACCAUGUCUUUUUCUCUACCUUCAUAUGAUUGUAGCUCAAUUAAAAGAUGCUUUGCGGGUAUUUAACACCUGUGAACAAAUCUUUCUCUUUAAAUUCGUUUGUCCAACUCGUGCCCCCCCAUUCCCGAAACACGUUAAAAUGGCAUAUUUCGUCGUUUGAAUAUUUUCUGAUGCCAAAUAUGUUCAUUUAAAAAGUUGCUAGGAGAAGAUUAUCUGUUCUCUUUUUCCCAGGAGACCAUUUCUUUUUUUCCUAGCCAUAAGUGGUUAGGAUUCUUAGCACAUGAAUAGUUGCCCGUAUAACCGCUCCAGUGCACCAAAACAUUCCAAGCCCAACUAGUUCGACUACACAAAUUUGCGAGUGGUCUAACAUCUUCCUAGCCAGAAAAAAAACGGGCUGCGGAAGAGAUAUUUUGCGGAACUGAUCCCUUUUUGUGCCCUUUUGACACCUGUUUUUUUUCUUUAUGGUACUUAACACCUGUGAACAGUUUUUCCAACUCGUGUUUAUCGUGCUGUAUUGGCGAAGAUGAAAUCGGCUGUAAUGGUAGUAUUUGCGAGCUUGGUGACUUCGGUUUGCUCGACACUGACGCGUACCGCCUUAAAAAGUGGAACAGUAUCGUUGGUCUUCACUGGAGAUGUGAGUUUUGGCGGCGCUGUUCGAUACUACGCCGAAAAGGGCUACUAUAAAUAUAACGAGGCUCUCGCCAAGGUCGCCCCAUAUCUCCGACAAGCUGACAUAGCCAUUGGGAACUAUGAGUCACCGUUUAUACAAAAAAAGGACGAAACAGUAAAAAAUCGUUUGAAGGUCAUAUCGGGUGUUUCAUUGAGAUCAACAUUGGAUAGCGGAUUAGCACUAAGAUUCGCUGGCUACGAUAUAAUAUCUGUAGCCAAUAACCAUCUCAAUGAUUUCAACGAGAUCUCGGCUAACACGACCGUGAAGACUCUCAGGAGCCUGGGAUUGAUUCCAAUGGGAUAUAGCUAUGGUCGAUUUGACGCACCACAGGUUCCGGUUAUCAAGGUCAUCCGCGGCGUGAAGAUCGCGUUUCUCGCUUACUGCACUCGGGAUGCAUUAUGUCAGUCAAGAAAAGAGUUUUCAUCAGGCCCUGCUUACUACACCAAAUACGCCACCAAGCGCGAUGUUCGCGCACUUAAACAAUCAGAAUCCCCUGAUGUCAUUGUGGUCUUCCUUCACUGGGGAGAAGAGUACGAAGUGUUACCCUCAGCGAACCAAAGACAAACAGCCCGGGAACUUGCUGCACUUAACGUAUCUAUGGUGAUAGGGUCGCAUUCGCACAGGAUUGUAAAGCACUGUUUCCAUGGCAACACACUAAUAGCGUAUGGCCUCGGGAACUUUCUUUUUCCUCCUUAUCCAGGCGAUGGCAAUCACGAGAUAUUUAACUGGGCAUUGAAACCUAAAUGUACUCAAAAGAAGCGUACAAAAUGGCAUAUUAUUGAAAAGAACUUUGAAAAAAACGUCCAAACGAUAAGAAAUCCAACGACAGAAUCGAUGAUUCUUCGAUUGAGCGUCAAUAAGCAUGGAAUUGUAGGGGCUAAGUAUCUCCCUGUCAAUAUUCGAUUUCGGGUAAAGAAGCGGCUUUUGCAGCCAUCCCCGGCGACGAAUAAGUGGAUCCGUGUGUGCAGCAAAGAGGACACCCAUUGUAUGGACAAAGGGCUGACAUGCAUAUGAGAAAACCACAAGCAAUAAACAAUAACAUUUUUUAAAUUUUAGUUACAACCACACUGGCUAUGUUCGUGUUAUACAGAGAAGCGUCUGCUACUUUCAUCGCAUAGCCUCGAAUUAUUGGGGGGGGGGGGGGGCACGAUACUGAAACAUUAAGAAAACAAUGGGGUGCACAGCCACUCCUCUACUGGCCUUUUCUUUAUAUAUAUUCUUUUAAAUAUUGUAGGGAGCACGUGCCCCACCCCAUGCUACGGCCCUGCAUCAUCAAUAUGAUCAUAAAUCAUUUUUACUGUCAUCAUCAACAACAUUAUCCUCUAUGAAUAAACACCGUUAUCAUA